GUUUGGAGCGGAGUGCAUCGUUAUCUGUUGGUGCAGCACUACUUCAAACGAAAACGGCGACUACUACAUUAAUGCAACCAUCUCGGCCCUCCUCCCAAACCUGCAAGCAUCGACGCUGACUGAGCCGAGCUCGGAGAAUAUCCUAGUUAACAACAGAAGCUGGGAGGGUUAUGAGGAUGGUGGGGAACCAGAUGAGAAAGAAAGUAGCACUUACGACGGUACUGAAACUAGGCGCAGCAGUCGACGCUGGUCUAGUUUAUCCGGUCACACCAAUGAGGACUUGCGUCCGGACAUCGAAUGGCAAAACCCCCUUACUGGGACAAAGACCACGAAUGAAGUUGAAGAGACUUGUGGCGAAGAACUAAUAGACGAACUCUCUCACCUAGGGGAACGCCAGAAGAUGGGUAUCCAACAGAUCAAAGAAUUUUUGUUGGCCGAUGUAAGUUCCAAAUUCCUUUUAGUCGCUCACAUUUUGCGUCUGCUAAAGUCGUUAUAA
Molecule: messenger RNA, 496 nt
Organism: Dibothriocephalus latus
Lineage: Eukaryota; Metazoa; Platyhelminthes; Cestoda; Diphyllobothriidea; Diphyllobothriidae
Source: the annotation of a GenBank genome assembly